CCAAAACAAUGUAUCUGUUGCUUGUGCUUAUCAAGUAGACUUUUGGCUUUUGGAAUAUUAGCCUAACGACGAGGACGUGAUUUUUUGUCACAGUGUAGCCUAUUCUGGAAACUAACGACAGUUUAGCCUGUAACGCAAGUUUGUAAAUGUUCACUCAGGCGAUUCGCGGAAGUCGUUUGCUCUCCCAAACCCAGUUAUGUACAUGGGGCACGCGAAUACGUAUGAAUUCAGGAGGUAAAUUCAUGGAAAUGGAUUGAUGAGGGAUACAGUAUAUGAUCUUUUUGGCCCCCAGUCUACUUCAAGGGUUCCUCCAGGCCAAUGUUGUCAUCCUGCACAAGAACCUGGCGGAUGACUUUGAGGCAUUCUGUCGUGCCAAUGGCAGCCCCCUGCCUCUGCUGUACCGGAGCCAGACAGGAGAAUGGGGAUGCCCUCCCUUGGCUGCCAAUGCAGACAUUAGGACCGACUGUCCCCAGUACUGUGUGUUUGAGAAUGGUGUGUUGACCAGCAAAGUGGCCGACCUGCUGGCGUACACCAGUCAGUUGCAGAACAUGGUGAGCUUCUACCUGGGCUGCAGCUUCAGCUUUGAGAGUGCCCUGGAGAAGGCCGGCGUGCCUGUACGCAACGUGGAACAGGGCAAAAACGUCAGCAUGUUCAGGACUGCACGGUCGUGUCAGAGAGUUGGUGGCUUUGAGUGCCCUCUUGUGGUGACAAUGAGACCUGUGCCUCAGGACAAGCUGGACAUUGUGGCUCAGUGUACUCACCUGAUCCCACAGGCUCAUGGAGGCCCAGUACACAUUGGAGAUCCAGCGAUGCUGGGUAUCCGGGAUUUGAACCAACCAGAGUACGGAGAUCCAGUGGAGUUCCGCCCAGGAGACGUGCCAGUUUUCUGGGCCUGUGGGGUGACGGGCGUCGAGGCAGUUCAAUGCAGCAAGCCUACGCUGGCCUUCACCCACUCCCCAGGCUGCAUGUUUGUGACGGAUAAAGAGGACAUGGCCGCGUCCCCGCUCACAGUCAAACCCUCCGAAUGCCCGGAGACCUUCUGCAUUACCCAGAAUCCUCAGCACUUCAGCGUCGCCUCCAAGGCCACAGUGCAGAAGAUUCGACAGCUGGAGGAGAUUGCUGUGGAAGAUCCUGGCCAGCGAGGUAUAAGGGUGCUGUUUGUCAAGGACGAGCUGAUCAGGUCUUGCCUGGCCCUCUCCCACGCCUCGUCCGUGCUCAUCACCACCGGCUUCCCCACCCACUUCAAGUACGACCCGCCCGAGGAGACGGACGGCCCGCCGGGCGCCAUCGCCAUGGCCGCCACGCUCCAGGCCCUGGGCAAGCGGGUGGCCGUGGUGACGGACCAGCGAGCCCUGGACAUGCACCGUAAGAUCGUUCAGGAUGCCAUGGAGAGAGGUGUGAUAAAGACCGCUGUCCCGCUGCUCAGCUUCCAAAACACAGGGCCAGAUGCGGCCAUUCACUUCCUGUGUCAUGAUGGCGACCCUAAUAAACCCAGGUAUGACCACUUGGUGGCAAUAGAGCGCAGUGGCAGGGCAUCAGACGGGAACUACUACAACAUGAGGAUGGUGAACAUCAAGCACCUGGUGGAUCCUAUUGAUGACCUCUUUAUUGCGGCCAGCUCCAUCCCUGGCAUCUCUACCACAGGCAUUGGCGAUGGAGGUAAUGAGUUGGGCAUGGGCAAAGUGAAGGAUCUGGUGAAGGCUCACAUGCCCAAUGGAGGUGUCAUUGCCUGUGAUGUGUCUGCUGACUUUGCUGUAACCACAGGUGUAUCUAACUGGGGAGGCUAUGCAGUUGCCUAUGGUCUGUACCUUCUGAACUGCUGUCCUAUCCACCUACGCUACCUGCAGUGUGGUCUGGGCCAGCCCCCCACAGCUCAAGACCAGGAGGCCUGGGCCAACAGCCUGCCCACGGUGGAGAAGGAGGAAGAGUUUCUGUCCAUCCUUGUGAAGUAUGGCGUACGCAGCGGGAAGACGGCGAACCUGGCUCUGGAGGUGGAUGGCUUGACCUUUCACCCCACACACUCUGACAUCAUCAGGCGCCUGAGAGAGGUCACUCUGCCUGCCCCGUCCUCCUCUUAGUGACGUCACUGGUUUUGUACAUCAGCCGUUAGAGUGAAGCAUUGGCAAUGCAAUCUUGGGGUUAGUUCCCACCAUGCUUAAAGAUUCUGUGAGAGAUAUUAGCAUCUUGCUAAUUUAUUCCAAACGUAGAAUAUGCGUAUGCAAAAUAACUGGCAGGUGUGGAUGCUCCUCUUUGGAAGCGUUGUAAUUGGUCCAAAUGUCAGACUUUGUUGAAAUUUCAGUUGUUGAUUACGGAGCAGUGAACACAAUGUGAAUACAAAAUGAACUUGAUUUGGUUUUGGUCCACUUUCUGGUGCCUUUUUAGUGGGCUUAGAUGAAUGACUCAGUGUUUUUUGUGCAUAUGUGCCUUGGGUGGUUUGUUUUAAAGUUGGUGCAGUUCGCCUAAACUGUGUAGUGUAGUGUGAACUCAGAACACCCCUGGUUCUAUUUCACAUUUUGCAGUGUAGCCUAGGCUAGCCUAUGUUAUCCUCCUCUCACUGCUAAAAGAAAAGUCAUGUUGUUUAUUAUUAAACGUUUAGCAUUAUAUUAGAUUAAAUUAACUGAGUUUUUUGUUUUGGUCCACUUUGUGGUCCCCUUUUAUUUUAGUUGGCUGAGUUUAGGUCUUUUAAAAGGGACUAUGUGAAAACGCCUAUAGCUGCUGUCACACAACAAGCCCUAAAUGUCCUCAUGUGAGCUCUGUCCAGUCACAUUUGUUGAACUGUAACUACCACUGUCACUACCCUACAUGUAUUAACUUGACACCUUUUGGGGGGAAAAAUAAAAGACCAAGCAAAA
Molecule: messenger RNA, 2852 nt
Organism: Sardina pilchardus (European sardine)
Lineage: Eukaryota; Metazoa; Chordata; Actinopteri; Clupeiformes; Clupeidae
Gene: dglucy
Product: D-glutamate cyclase
Exons: 13
Coding region: 273-2078 (601 amino acids)
Biological process (GO): glutamate metabolic process
Molecular function (GO): D-glutamate cyclase activity
Source: RefSeq, a predicted model, not a curated record